Molecule: messenger RNA, 768 nt
Organism: Diuraphis noxia (Russian wheat aphid)
Lineage: Eukaryota; Metazoa; Arthropoda; Insecta; Hemiptera; Aphididae
Source: RefSeq, a predicted model, not a curated record
AUGGACGGUAAUUUUGCUUUGUUGCCUAAAGGUUUUAUGCAGCUUUAUGUAAUAAGAAUACAAAUUAAUGAUUUUGAAAAAGCAGUUAUCAAUGCWAUAAAAAAAGUUAUAGGCGAACAAGUAGAAGUGAAUGGUUGUUUUUAUCACCUUACUCRAGCAACACAUCGUCAACUUCCAAAAAUGGGAUUAAUAAAUGAUUAUAAAUCAGACGAAGAAUUUUCUAUAUUUUGCCGACAAUUGGAUGCAUUAGCAUUUUUACCAUUAUGUGAUGUAGCUGAAGGAAUGGUAUACUUAAAAAGUAUUAUGCCAGAAAAUGGUUCAGCUAUAUUAGAAUAUUUCGACAAUACUUAUGUGACUGGAACAUUCAGAAGUAUUAAUUCGUCAMAAAAUAAUUGCAUACGCUUGCGGAAUUUUCCACCCUUAUUUCCACCUCACGUAUGGAAUGUACAUAAUAUAACAUUAAACGACGRUAAUCUGACUAAUAAUGAAACUGAGGGAUGGAAUAAUAGAUUUUCAAAGUUAGUGGGACAUUGCCAUCCCAGUAUAUGGGUAUUAAUAAUGAAAAUUCGUCUGGAGGUGGCAAAUGACGAAACAAAAUUGGCUCAGAGUGCGUUGGGGACAUUAUCAAAAAAAAAGAAACGGAAGAUUUAUGCAGAUUUACAAAAUAAAUUAAAAAAUAUAUGUAAAGAAUAUUCAAAUGGGGAAAGAGAUAUCCCAAAUUUUUUAAAGGCUAUAGCAUAUAUACUAUUCGAUAUUGUUAAUUUGUAG